Neoarius graeffei (lesser salmon catfish) is the source of this 5610-nucleotide messenger RNA. Its product is annotated as zinc finger protein ZFP2-like. The record is from RefSeq and is a predicted model, not a curated record. NCBI's taxonomy places the organism in Eukaryota, Metazoa, Chordata, Actinopteri, Siluriformes, Ariidae. The transcript has 8 exons. Gene Ontology annotation, molecular function: histone methyltransferase activity; RNA polymerase II transcription regulatory region sequence-specific DNA binding; protein binding. Bases 619 to 3189 code for a protein of 856 amino acids. Gene Ontology annotation, biological process: negative regulation of transcription by RNA polymerase II. Gene Ontology annotation, cellular component: nucleus.
AACUUUAUUUCCUCCAGAAGCUUUGAAUUUGGAUAGCGGUGUCACUACAUGUCCUUGGGGUUGAUGAGACAUGGAGGGGCAGGAAUAAGAUCUAGCCCACAGUUCAGGUAGGAGUUCAUGUAGCUAACACUAGGCUGCAAAUCUGCACCGUCACGCCAGUCGUUUUGAGGAAUUUUGUACGGAUCAUAACUGCUAAUAAACUCCUAAUUUCCAUGUAUAUCUAUUCUGUGCUUCUUUCUAAGACUAUCCAAGUAACCCAGUAGUAGAGCUUUUUUAGCUGUAGAUUUCUUCAAACAAGGGCAACAGAUGCUGGACAUCUUCACUUGGCUUCAGACCACUCUUGGUGAUGAAAUGCACAAAUGUGCAUGCAUGCCUGAAGCGAGCCGAUCGGAAUCGCCAUUACUAAUCUAAUCGGGAAGAAAAAAACAAAACGGUGAUUACAGGGGAGCUACGUUGCGAUGUGGAAUUUUCUGAAAGGUGUACAGAAACCGCCAGAGACUGGGACAAAGCGACCUUGGUCUGAAGAGGAGAAAAAGGCUGCCGAUAAAGCGUACGAGAAGGAGAAGGAGAAACGACAAAGGACUUGUAAGCAAACGUGGGAGCAGGCUGUGUGACGACAUGAAAACGGAGACAUCUGAAGCGUCAGAAGUCUGUGUGAAGAAAGAGGAGACGCUGGAGCUGAACAUCUACAACCAUGGAGACAACCUUGACAACCCACUUGAAGGUCUCUCUAUUAAAGUGGAAGAUCCUGACAAUAAAGACUACCUCUACUGUGAAGUUUGCAAAUCCUUCUUCCUCAACAAAUGUGAGGUUCAUGGACUGCCCCUCUUCAUCCCAGAUACUCCUGUUCCUAUGGGAGUACCUGACCGAGCCAGACAAACUCUUCCUCCGGGGCUAGAAAUCCAGAAGUCCAAUAUUCCUGACGCAGACCUGGGAGUGUUUAAUAAGGGGGAAACUGUUCCAGUAGGUGCACACUUCGGACCCUACCAGGGAGAGCUGGUAAAUCAAGAGGAAGCCAAGAAUAGUGGAGACUCCUGGGUAUACAGGAGCAGUGUGAGGUAUGAAGAAUACAUAGAUGCCAAAAGAGACAUGCAUGUGAAUUGGAUGAGGUAUGUGAAUUGUGCCCGUAAUGAUGAAGAACAGAAUCUUGUGGCAUUUCAAUAUCGAGGGGGAAUUCUGUAUCGUUGCUGUCGACCCAUUAACCCAGGACAGGAGCUCUUGGUGUGGUAUGAAGAGGAGUACGCCAAAGCACCUACAGGAACAACCAGACAGCAAGAAGUAAAGAAUGCUCUACUGCAAGUUUUUUCCUGCUCCACAUGUCCUUGUUCCUAUGCAUCUCAAAUUUACCUCGACAAACACAUCCAGAGAUGCCAUUAUGAAGAGUAUGUGAGACUUCAGGAAUCAAGAGAGAUUAAAUAUGAGCUUCAGAUCCCCUCUGAAGGCUCCAGUAGUCAGCCAACAUCAACUGAUAAUCCCAGUUCUGACUCUUCUCACAAUGAUCUACAGAAGGAAAUUCAUCACUGCUCAGACUGUGGAAAGAGUUUUGGUCAUCAGAAUGUACUCAAGACACACCAUUGUAGUCACAGAGGAGGAAAGCCACAUUACUGUUCACAGUGUGGAAAGAGUUUUACUCAUCAGAGUCAUCUCCAACGACACCAGCGCAUUCACACAGGAGAGAAGCCGUAUCACUGCUCACAGUGUGGAAAGAGUUUUAAUCGUCAGAGUAGUCUCCAACGACACCAGUGCAGUCACACAGGAGAGAAGCCGUAUCGCUGCUCGCAGUGUGGAAAGAGUUUUACUUAUCAGAGUCGUCUCCAAGUCCACCAGCGCAUUCACACAGGAGAGAAGCCGUAUCACUGCUCUCAGUGUGGAAAGAGGUUUACUCGACAGAAUGUUCUCCACCAACACCAGCGCAUUCACACAGGAGAGAAGCCGUAUCACUGCUUGCAGUGUGGAAAGAGUUUUACUUAUCGGAGUCAUCUCCAAGUCCACCAGCGCAGUCACACAGGAGAGAAGCCGUAUCACUGCUCACAGUGUGGAAAGAGUUUUACUUAUCAGAGUCGUCUCCAAGUCCACCAGCGCAUUCACACAGGAGAGAAGCCGUAUCACUGCUCCCAGUGUGGAAAAAGGUUUACUCGACAGAGUGUUCUCCAACAACACCAGCGCAUUCACACAGGAGAGAAGCCGUAUCACUGCUCACUGUGUGGAAAGAGUUUUACUCAUCAGAGUGGUCUCCAAGUCCACCAGCGCGUUCAUACGGGAGAGAAGCCGUAUCACUGCUCCCAGUGCGGAAAGAGUUUUACUCGUCAGAGUCAUCUCCAAGUCCACCAGCACAGUCACACAGGAAAGAAGCCAUCUCACUGUUCACAGUGUGGGAAGAGUUUUACAACGCAGAGUGUUCUCCACGUUCACCAGCGCAUUCACACAGGAGAGAAGCCGUAUCACUGCUCACAGUGUGGAAAGAGUUUUACGACACAGAGUCAUCUCCAGCGACACCAGCGUGUUCACACCGGAGAGAAGCCACAUCACUGCUCACAGUGUGGAAAGAGUUUUACGACACAGAGUAAUCUCCAAUUCCACCAGCACUUGCACACAGGAGAGAAGCCGUAUCACUGCUCACAGUGUGGAAAGAGUUUUACGACGCAGAGUAAUCUCCAAGUCCACCAGCACUUGCACACAGGAGAGAAGCCACAUCUCUGCUCACACUGUGGAAAGAGUUUUACUCAACAGAGUACUCUCCAACAACACCAGCGCAUUCACACAGGAGAGAAGCCAUAUCACUGCUCACAGUGUGGAAAGAGUUUUACGACACGGAGUAAUCUCCAACGACACCAGCGCGUUCACACAGGAGAGAAACCACAUCCCUGCUCACAGUGUGGAAAGAGUUUUACAACACAGAGUAAUCUCCAACAACACCAGCGCGUUCACACAGGAGAGAAGCCACAUCAUUGCUCACAGUGUGGAAAGUAUUUUACGACGCAGCGUUAUUUCCAAAAACACCAGCGCAUUCACACAGGAGAAAAGCUGCAUCACUGCUCACAGUGUGGAAAGAAUUUUAUGACGCAGAGUUAUCUCCAACAACACCAGCGCAUUCACACAGGAGAGAAGCCAUAUCACUGCUCACAGUGUGGGAAGAUGUUUACUUUUUCAGUUGCAUUUAAGACCCACAAGUGCACCAACAUUGCAUGAUUUAAAAUUGUCAAAUUAAAUAUGGUUAUUACUGUUUUGGCUGAAAGUGAUCUGUACUUUGAACUUUAUUGUUCAUAUUAUAUGCCUGUUUUAAAAUAUGUAAUCUUUAUAGUGAUGUUUAAAACAAGACUAUUGAUGUUUUCUUUUGACCGUAAGUGGUUAUUAAUUACCACCAUACAACUAAUGAUUUAACUGCAGCACGAGACUAAUUGUUAAUGGAAUGAUUCCUGGAAUUAUUACUGAUCAGGUGUUUAAUGUAUUAUGUUUAACAGAAAUGUGGAUCAAAGCAAAUGAGUAUGAAGCUUGCCCUGCUAUAUGCAUCAGUUUCACCUAACUGGUAGAGAAGGUGGCAUCACACUUAUUUAUAAUGAUAAUCUAGGCAUCAUGCAAAAACCUGAGCAAAAAUUUAGUGUAAUUGAAGUUCUUAAUACUAACGUGUAGCCUAAAAAAAAAAAGUCUACCCAGUCAGUUCAGCUAAUUAUUAUUUACAGACCCAUGGUCUAUAUUUUGAAUUCUUUUGUGAAUUUGCACAUUUCAUGUUAAACCUGGUUAAUUCUUUAAACCAAUAAUUAAUUGUUAGUGAUAUUAUCCAUUUUGAUAAUCUGGAAGACUGUCUGAGAACAGCAUUCAUGUCCAUUCAGUAGGGGUUAAUCAGAACAUCCUAGGACCAACUCAUAAUGGUGGUCACACUCUUGAUCUAAUACUUGCAUUUGUAUUGUAUUUUCUGUAAAGCUGCUUUGUGACAAUGCCUGUUAAAAGUGCUAUACAAAUAAACUUGACUAUUAAAUAUAGAACAUAUAGUCACACUUCCACAGUCUGAAGCUACCAGAAAUCAUUACCUCAUCUCAUUUGAAACGUCUUAGCAAUAAUAUAUGCACGUUGCCAAGCCAUCGCAUCAAAAGUACAUUCACAUCAACUACUGCAUAAAGUUAUAUCAAUAGUUUCCCCAGAGUUAUCAACUUUGAUUGGAUCACCAUCAGACCCCACAGAACUUGAUCAGCCAACUGAAUGCUUAGGAUCAACGUUCCACUAUACUUUAGAUAAUGUAGCGCCACUUAAAAGAAAAUAAUUCAGGAGAAAAAAAAACUAGCACCCUGGUCUAAUGAUAACACAUGCAUCUUAAAUCAUAAAAUUAGAAAAUGGCAUCAAACAAAAUUGACAGUAUUCCAAUUAGCAUGGUAGGAGAGCCUCUUGAACUACAUCGACAAGCUCUUUGUGCUGCUAGAUCAACGUAUCUCUCCACCCUCAUAGAGGAUACUAAAAAUAAUCCUAAAUUCUUAUGUAAUAUCUUAGCAAAAUUUAUAGGAAUAAGACCACCACAGAAACAUGCACACCUUCAAUAUGACUUCAUUUUUUUUCAGUGGCAAAAUUGAAAAUGAUGCAAAAAAAUCUAAAUAUUAAUUUAAAGCCCGACAAUUUGAUAAGUAUUCCUGUAGAGAAUAAUAUAACUACAUCAGAGCAAUAAUUUGUUUUACUCCCCUGAGAGACAACUAUUUUCACUUACUUCCUCAACAAAAUCUUCAAUUUGUGUACAAGAUCCCUUACCUACAUGAUUCUUCAAACUGAUAACACUAGAAGCAAUCAAACAUCAUCUAAAAAUAAUCAGUUAUUCUUUUAGCAGUGGCUACGUGCCUAAAUCUUUUAAACUAGCAGUUUGUGAGAUCAUUAAUUUUAAAAAAACACUGUCAGCUGUCCAAUUAUAGGCCAACAUCAAACCUCCUUUUUAUCUCCAAGAUCUUAGAAAAAGCUGUGGAACAGCAGUUAUGCUCAUAUCUACAUAGGAGUAACAUCCAUGAAAUGUAUCAGUCAGAAUUUAGACCUCAUCAUAGCACAGUGACCACACUGGUUAAAGUAGUAAAUGACCUACUACUAGUUCCUGAUCAGGCUUGUGUCUCCUUGCUUGUGCUGCUUGACCUUAGUGCAGCUUUUAACACCACUGGUCAUACGGUUCUCCUUGAUAAGCUAAAAAAAUGUCAUAGGAAAAGGAACAGUCCUCUACUGGCUCAGAUUUUAUUUAACUGAUCAUUAUCAAUUUAUAUAUGUAAAUGGUGACUUCUCUAUGCAUGCUAAUAUCAAGUUUGGUGUUCCACAAGGUUCUGUCUUUGGCCCAAUGCUUUUUCUUUAUAUAUAUUACUUCUGGGUAAUAUUAUUCGUAAGCAUGGUAAUACUUUCCACUGUUAUGUUGAGAACACAGUUGUAUGUUUCAGCAAAGCCAGAUGAGAGACACCAACUUAAUAAAACUGAAGAAUGUGUAAAGGACAUUAGACACUGGAUGCUUAUUAACUUCCUUUCUUCUUAAUUCUGACAAAACAUUCCUAGUACUAGGACCGCGUGCAGCUAGAAGUAAGUUUUCUGAUUACAUAGUAACUCUGGAUAACCUUUCUAUUUCUUCAUGGGCAGCAGUAAAAGACUUUUGUGUGA